GGAAUCCCUUGACCGCAAGGCUUCAGAUGCGUGCGGAAGGCUAUUGGUCUACAUGGUGGAUAUCGUCUCCUGAAUCCUGAUGGGUGGUGGAGAGUGGUCGUCAGGGGACUCCCUCUCUUACUUGGAAGUUUGUAAUUUCACUUCCGUUCUUCGUCUCCAUCAAGACGACUUGAAAUCUUUGUGUCAGCUUGAACCAUCUCUCGAGUCUCAACCAAAAUGGGACAAAUUUUGGGAACCAUUCAAGAAAAAUUUCAAGGUAAGCAGUGGAAGGAGAGGCAAAUUAAGAAGAUAACAAAUAGGGUUUUUGAUCAUUUCAAAGAUACCGAUGGAAAGGUUAAUUUGACAUUUGAAGAUCUAUAUAUUGCCAUCCUACUUGUGUACAAUGAUAUGAACAAGCGUCUGCCUGGGCCUCAUUUUGAUCCCCCUUCUAAAAUGCAAAUCAAAGACAUGAUGCAGAAAUAUGAUCUCAACCUUGAUGGGGAACUGGACCGGGAAGAAUUUGAAGAGUUUAUUAAGAAGUUGACAGCCGAGACACUGACAGUGAUCAGUCAGAAUUUGAUCAUUGCCAUGCUUGUUGCUCCAACGGUAGCAUUACUGACAAAGAGGGCAACUGAGGGAGUCCCAGGUGUUGGGAAGGUGGUGCAGAAGAUACCAAAUGCAGUUUAUGCAUCUGUUGUGACUCUCGCAGUUGUCAUGUUCCAAAAAUCAGGCAAGGAAAUCGAAUAGAUCCAUUGUUGCUUCAUUUUUCACUGGUUACAUGCGUUUUUUAGCUUCUUGGAUGGUAUAAUGUUCACUAUUUUGUUGUAAAUAAGAGUGUUUACUGUCUUGACCAUUUUAUUGUAAAUAUUUUCUGAGUGGAAAUAUACUUCAUAUAAUAAUGAACUUUAAGAUCCAAUAAGGAUAGCUCUGGGAUUACCGAA
Molecule: messenger RNA, 920 nt
Organism: Macadamia integrifolia
Lineage: Eukaryota; Viridiplantae; Streptophyta; Magnoliopsida; Proteales; Proteaceae
Exons: 4
Coding region: 217-726 (169 amino acids)
Molecular function (GO): calcium ion binding
Source: RefSeq, a predicted model, not a curated record